GGCCCCGGAAGGGCGCCCAUGGAGCUGGGACUGUCGGCUCGACUGACGGCUAUGGCGCCACUGCUGGAGUAUGAGCGGCAGCUGGUGUUGGAGCUACUCGACACGGACGGGCUGGUAGUGUGCGCCCGCGGGCUCGGCGCGGACAGGCUCCUGUACCACUUCCUCCGGCUGCAUUGCCACCCGGCAUGCCUGGUGCUGGUGCUCAACACGCAGCCGGCCGAGGAGGAGUAUUUUAUCAAUCAGCUGAAGCUGGAAGGCGUCGAACACCUCCCUCGCCGAGUAACAAAUGAAAUCGCAAGCAACAGUCGCUAUGAGGUUUACACCCAAGGAGGUGUGAUAUUUGCAACAAGCCGAAUACUUGUGGUUGAUUUCUUGACUGACAGAAUACCUUCAGAUUUAAUUACUGGCAUCUUGGUGUACAGAGCUCACAGAAUAAUCGAGUCUUGUCAAGAAGCAUUCAUCUUGCGCCUCUUUCGCCAGAAAAACAAACAUGGUUUUAUUAAAGCCUUCACAGACAAUGCUGUUGCCUUUGAUACCGGUUUUUGUCAUGUGGAAAGAGUGAUGAGAAAUCUUUUCGUCAGGAAGCUCUAUCUGUGGCCAAGGUUCCAUGUAGCAGUAAACUCGUUUUUAGAACAGCACAAACCUGAAGUCGUAGAAAUUCAUGUUUCCAUGACACCUGCCAUGCUUGCCAUACAGACCGCUAUACUGGACAUUUUAAAUGCAUGUCUAAAGGAAUUGAAAUGCCAUAACCCAUCGCUUGAAGUUGAAGAUUUAUCUUUAGAAAAUGCAAUUGGAAAACCCUUUGACAAGACAAUCCGCCAUUAUCUGGAUCCUUUGUGGCACCAGCUUGGAGCCAAGACUAAAUCUUUGGUUCAGGAUUUGAAGAUAUUACGAACUUUGUUGCAGUAUCUCUCUCAGUAUGAUUGUAUCACAUUUCUUAAUCUUCUGGAAUCUCUGAGAGCAACAGAGAAGGCUUUUGGUCAAAAUUCAGGUUGGCUGUUUCUUGACUCCAGCACCUCGAUGUUUGUACAUGCUCGAGCAAGGGUUUAUCAUGUUCCAGAUGCCAAAAUGAGUAAAAAAGGCAAAAUGUCUGAAAAAGUGGAGAUUAAGGAAGAGCAAGAAACAAAAAAGGAACUGGUCCUGGAAAGCAAUCCAAAGUGGGAAGCGCUGACUGAAGUACUGAAAGAAAUUGAGGCAGAAAAUACAGAGAGUGAGGCCCUUGGCGGUCCAGGUCAAGUACUUAUUUGUGCAAGUGACGACCGAACAUGUUCCCAGCUGAGAGAGUAUAUCACUAUGGGAGCAGAGGCCUUCUUGCUGAGACUCUACAGGAAAACCUUUGAGAAGGAUAGCAAAGCUGAAGAAAUGUGGAUGAAACUCAGAACGGAGGACAGCUCAAAGAGAAUUAUGAAAUCUAGCAAAAGAACCAAAGACCCCAAAAAUAAAGGAAGGACUUCUAUCAAAGAAAGGACUGUCAAAAAGAGAAAACGAAGGUUAACUUUAAAUCAGAUGAUUGGGCACCCUGAAGAACUGGAAGAAGAAGGGGACGGCAAGGAAAGAUGUUCUAGAGACGUAAGCAGUAGCCCAGAAAGCUGCUUAGAGGAAAUUAAGCACGAGGACUUUGAUUUAAACUUGUCCUCCGAUGCCGCUUAUGGAAUCCUGAAAGAGCCCCUCACUAUCAUCCACCCACUUCUGGGCUGUAGUGACCCCUACGCUCUGACAAGGGUACUCCAUGAGCUGGAGCCGCGAUACGUGGUUCUGUAUGACGCAGAGCUGACAUUCGUUCGACAGCUUGAAAUCUACAGAGCAAGUCGGACCGGGAAACCUCUGAGGGUUUACUUUCUUAUAUAUGGAGGUUCAACUGAAGAACAACGCUAUCUCACUGCUUUGCGGAAAGAAAAGGAAGCUUUUGAAAAACUCAUCAGGGAAAAGGCUAGCAUGGUUGUCCCUGAAGAAAGAGAAGGCAGAAGUGAAACAAACCUAGACCUGGUAAGAGGCUCCAUGUCUACAGGUGUUCCUGCCGACACUCGUAAAGCAGGUGGACAGGAACAGAAAAGUACGCAGCAGACUAUAGUUGUGGAUAUGCGCGAGUUCCGAAGUGAGCUCCCAUCUCUGAUCCACCGUCGGGGUAUUGACAUCGAACCAGUGACCUUAGAGGUCGGGGAUUAUAUUCUGACUCCAGAAAUGUGCGUGGAGCGCAAGAGUAUCAGCGACCUGAUCGGCUCGUUGAACAACGGCCGCCUCUACAGCCAGUGUAUCUCUAUGUCUCGCUACUACAAGCGCCCGGUGCUCCUGAUCGAGUUUGACCCCAGCAAGCCUUUCUCCCUCACUGCGCGAGGUGCCUUCCAUCAGGAGAUCUCCAGCAAUGACAUUAGCUCCAAACUCACGCUCCUCACCCUCCACUUCCCCCGGCUUCGGGUGCUCUGGUGCCCCUCCCCUCACGCCACCGCCGAGUUGUUCGAGGAGCUGAAACAAAAUAAGCCGCAGCCGGAUGCAGCGACAGCCAUGGCUGUCACGGCGGAUUCUGAGACCCUCCCCGAGUCAGAGAAGUACAAUCCUGGUCCCCAAGACUUCUUGUUAAAAAUGCCAGGGGUCAAUGCCAAAAACUGUCGCUCCUUGAUGAGCCACGUUAAGAACAUUGCAGAAUUAGCAAGCCUGUCGCGAGACAAGCUCACAAGCAUUCUGGGGAACGCUGCAAACGCGAAGGAGCUCUACGACUUCCUUCACACCUCGUAUACCGAGAUUCUCUCCAAAGGAAAAGGGAAGACAUGACCAGUGGUGGCUGUUCUCUUAUCCCAGGACUGUGCUUUCCGGCUGCACUAGGUCAUUAUUAAUUAUCAGCCCCUUAGUUCAUGCUCUUCCAAUGUUUUUAAGGAUUGUGCCGUCUGUUUCCUAGGUCGGUGGACCAGAAGCCAAGAUUCCUCCCUGAACUUUGCACUUAGGCCUCCUCUUAAUUUUCCCAUGCCAGCUCUCCUUCCUUCCCGCUGUCCACGCCAGGGGUCACGUGUUCAGUUUUUAAAUGAGGUGUGUCAGGAUCAGGUAAGGUUUCUACAAGUGUUUCUAGAAGGCCACUUUGGAGACAAGCUGACAUUUACGUUUCCUACACAAACCGAUGCAGCACACAAUCGUAUUCUUCCCCUCUGGCUGGAGAGGGGCCCCUGGAACACUGACAAGGAGAUGUCCCUGCCCUUCCUGACCAGUUUGUCUCCACCACAUGGUCCACAACUGCGUUCUUCUCCCACCUAUCUGCCUUGAAGGAAAACUUGUGGGGACUUUCCCCUAUGAAUUUAAGACAGCCACCUCUAAAAUGGCUGAUUAAUUUUCUAGUCACAUGAAUAGAUGUAGAUGUACCCCUCAGUUGUUGAAAAACCAGUAUUUUUAAAACAUGAAAUGAGUUACCUGUUUGCAGAAUUGGAUAGUGUAGGUGAGGAACCCUUAAAAUUCUCCGUUUUUACAGAUAUUUAACCUCCUAAUCCCAGAGAUCUCGAUAAGCCCAAAUGGCUAGGAGUAGUCCCUUAAAACUUCCUCUUUCCCCAGCCUCUCUUCACAUAGCCUCAGACCACCAGCAGUGUAUCCUCUAGAAAUGCGAGGUAAGCUCAUCUUCUGUGAUGCUCCACUUCUCACGCUCCUGUGCCCGAGCACCUCCCUGCACCUCUGUGUGAGGACAAACAAAUGAGUGACCCACAAUACAGUAUUUGGUCGGCCUGCCUUGAGUUGAGAUACAAGGACUGUAAGUAUAUGAAAAGUCAGAGCAUGGAUUAUAGAAACAGUCGAAAGAAAUCUAGGUAGUUAAAAAGUCAUGAAGAAAACAAUCUCAUUCUAAACCUCUUUCUGAUUUAGUUUAGCUUUUUACUGAGAUGUACAUACAGGGCAUUCACAGCAUCUUUGUGCAGUUUUUAAACUUUUAUAUUUAAACAUUCUUAACUUAGGUAUUAUUCCCAUAGUUAGUAACGAGGAGUAAAUAUUCUACCUCAAGAGCUGAUACAGGCAUCAGUUCUGCUAGCCUUACCACGCAGUCAGACGUCUCGACAGUGUCAGCCAUGUUUUUGUUUUUCACCCUGUUUGAUCUCAGAGGACACAGUGGACCAUGUAACACAAAAUGGACUUCACCUUGAACAAAAGGACGUUUAACUGUCCUCCCCAAACUGAACGUCUCUCGAUUUCUCGGUAUGUUAACACUGUCAAAGUCUGUGUGGCUUUUAAACUAUACAAGGGUACUACAAGAAUGAAUUGAGGGGGAUCAAGGAACCCUGUUGGUUAUCGUAGAACUCUACAGAGAUUUGGAGGGUAGAGAACAGGACGAGAAACAAAAAUUAAUUCCUGGAAAAAUAAAGAUUUGAGCUACUGAUUUUGUCCCAGGGUUAAGAAUAUACCCUUGAGAAUAAAAAACAAAAAUGUCAGGUAUACCUAUGUUAACUUUCACUUUUGUUACUGUGUCUUUAAGGGUUCAGUCGUAGUUAAAAGUACAUUAAAAUAGACACACGAUCUCAAAUAGUCAUGUUUGUUAUAAUUUUUCUUCAAACCUUUUCUAGCACUUCUGCUUGAGGUGUGUAAUUUCCUGUUUUUUUCUUCCUGUAUAAUUCCACCUGCCUUUUAUUGUUCUUUCAUUGCAUAAAAGGAGAAUCCUAACACAGUACAUUCUUUGAUAAGGGUUUCACUCCAAGUUAAGUUUUCAAAAAUAAGCUCUUCUUAAAGCUACCGUUUAAACAGUCCUUGUUGUCUAGUACAACAGAGGUAACAGUGCCAAGUGUAUUUAGAAAGCCAGUGUACCUGGCUCCCAAAUUCUUGAUAUUUGCCAUUGUAUCUACUGGACUUUUAAAGCCAGAUGCACCAUCAUGUAUAUUUGAAUUAUGAACUCUGCCACGGGCAUUAUAGAUGAAAGGCUCUCACUGCCACUUCCUCUGUCAACUAAAUACAUAUAUUUUAAUGGGUCUCCAGUUGUGAAAACCUUCGAUACAACCAUCAUGUACUUACUUGUAUCAGAUGUUUUUUACAAAUUUUUACAAUCUAAGAAUCUUUGGCAAAGGAACUAGAAAUGCACACAGUUGCAAAAUGACUAUUCAUUUUUGUAGCAUCAUUUUGUUAGCUUUGCCUUUUUCUUUCAGAAUCGUAAGUAUCCAGUUUACUUAUGAACUCAUUGCUUAGCUUUUGAAAAGCGUUUUUUAAAAACUUAAUACAGAAUUCUAUUUUACAAGUUUUUUGCAUAAAAAUUUGAGCAUAUGAAAUAUUGUGAGAACCAUUUCAAUUUUGCUUGUUUAAAUCAUAGUGCCUGUCUUUGUAUUUCCUUAAAAUUAUACAAGAAGAAAUAAUUUUUAAUAGUGGCCAUAAUAAUGUCCUUUUUGGUAGUAAGGUGCUUUUUCUUCAAGCUGAGGCUUAGUAGACUGUAUGUCUACAUAUGUUUGCGUAUAGCCAGAGAGCAUUUCCCAGCUCAUGAGGGUCUGAAAAUAAUUGUCCCAUUCAUCAACCCAUUGGAACCCAGAGGGUUAAGUCUAGAUUUGGUUGUGUUGAGAUAGCAGUAUAAAUUAAUAAGUGGCCUUGAGCAGGAAAAUCUACACUGAAAGGAAAUCUGAAGAAGUAGGUGGGGGGAGAGAGACAGUAUUAGUCUUUGCUUUUGUUUUUUCAAGCAUAAUUUGAUUUUCCUUUGCUUAGAACACUCUUUAGGGAAAUUCCCUUCUCUUUGGUGUUCAGUUUAACCUAGAAAUGUCCUCUUAAAAACCACAUUGUAGGAAAAUUCUUUUUUCGGGCUUGAGUAUGUGAAAAUUUAUCCAGAUGUCGACAUGAGUUGUCAUUUUUCUUGAUUUUUUCACUUUCUAUUUUAAUUUUAUAGCUCUUCCUAUUCAAUGCUCAACUUCAGUAUUUAUCCACAGGUUAUUGGUGGCCUACACCACUGUUGCUUUUUGAUUUAAGGGUGUGUAAGCCAAAAUCUGGAUGGGAGGGAGACAUUUAUGGUUUGUAGCAAUUUGUAAUGGAGUUCGUGUGUUUGUUUUAAUAAAAUGUGUAUUUAUUCAGUAUUUUCCUCAGCAUUCUGUGGACAAAGUAAAAAUUGUAUAGUAAAUGGGCAUAUAUUCCCAAUGCAUUAUUAUUUACCAAUUUGUUGGUAAAUAUAAUUUAAAAUUCAGAGGAUAUUUAAUUUGUUCUUUUUUGUUGUCAGAAUAAAUGAUUA
Rhinolophus ferrumequinum (greater horseshoe bat) is the source of this 6160-nucleotide messenger RNA. RefSeq names its product ERCC excision repair 4, endonuclease catalytic subunit (gene ERCC4). Gene Ontology annotation, biological process: resolution of meiotic recombination intermediates; double-strand break repair via homologous recombination; nucleotide-excision repair involved in interstrand cross-link repair. Gene Ontology annotation, cellular component: nucleotide-excision repair factor 1 complex. The coding region runs from base 19 to 2769 and encodes 916 amino acids. The transcript has 11 exons. The record is from RefSeq and is a predicted model, not a curated record. Gene Ontology annotation, molecular function: single-stranded DNA endonuclease activity; damaged DNA binding; single-stranded DNA binding. Lineage: Eukaryota; Metazoa; Chordata; Mammalia; Chiroptera; Rhinolophidae.